AUGCUGACUACCGAUACAACUAUUCUGGUUGCAUCUCUAGCAGGAUACCUUCUAUUUUCUGGAAGUCAAGCCGGAUAUUUCCUUUAUAAUACAUUCGUCUAUUUAUUCAAAUCCAAAACACUAUCCACAAGAACUCUACAAAUGCAGAGGAAGUUUUUCAAGGCGCUGUGUAUCCAAGCUGCCAUCCCACUCAUGGCUGUAAUUUCUCCCUGCAUUUAUAUACAGGUGUCUGCUGGAUUGACCUAUGUUGAUAUGAUGUGGUCGAACUUUUCAAUGAUAUUGCUGAAUACUCAUGGAAUCUGGUCGACUCUUACCAUGUUAUGGGUUCAUAAAGCUUAUCGACAGACAAUGUUUGAAAUAUUUUUUUGCAAGAAACCAGUGUCAUCAGUAACUUCUACAUAUGCGAAUUCUAUCGUUAAACUAUGA
Messenger RNA from Caenorhabditis remanei, 426 nucleotides. RefSeq lists its product as uncharacterized. The transcript has a single exon. The record is from RefSeq and is a predicted model, not a curated record. NCBI's taxonomy places the organism in Eukaryota, Metazoa, Nematoda, Chromadorea, Rhabditida, Rhabditidae. The coding region runs from base 1 to 426 and encodes 141 amino acids.